AUGCCACCACCAGUACCUAAACAAUUGUCUACCAAGGAGAUUAUCAAAUUCCUUUCCAAUUAUACCGCAUGUGAUGUGUCUGAUUCCUUGAAUCAACAAGGUUUACCCCAUGGCGGAUUCAUCCCCAAUUUAGUUAACCAAUCACCAGUAUUAUCCACUCCGUCGGCCGUAGGAAAAGCAUACACUGUUUUAUACGCACCAAAAUCCGACCCAAGACCUGCAGUUAAGCAAUCCUAUAUUGAUGAAGUUCCCGAGGAUUCAAUUGUGGUUAUUGGGUUACCUUUGGAAUUGCAGUUGACCACUGCUCCGUACCAUACGGUGACCAAUGCCCUAUAUGGAGGAUUAAUGUCAACCAGAGCACAGUACAGAAAGGCUAAUGGGUCAGUCAUAUUAGGAAGAAUUAGAGAUUUGGAUGAGCAUAAUGAAUUGAACUAUCCUGUGUGGUCGUAUGCAACGGGAACCACAGCUAAUGGUCCCGUGCUCAAGGUUGUUGGUAUAAAUGUUCCCUUAGAAAUAAAAACCCUCAGCAUUGACCCAUCAAGAGAUGAAGAUAUCUUGCGGUUAAACCCUGGUGACUAUAUCAUUGCUGACAAAAAUGGAGUUGUCCGAUUGGAAGAUAAUGAAAAUUUGGCUGAGGUUUUGAACUAUAUACCAAAGAGAGUUGAGGCUGAUACUAAUGUUAGUGCAGAUAUCAAAAACGGCAAGCCAGCCGGCGAGUCCCAGAAGUUUUGGAGGGGUAAAAUUUGA
Messenger RNA from Lodderomyces orthopsilosis Co 90-125, 747 nucleotides. Its product is annotated as bifunctional 4-hydroxy-4-methyl-2-oxoglutarate aldolase/oxaloacetate decarboxylase. The transcript has a single exon. The coding region runs from base 1 to 747 and encodes 248 amino acids. Lineage: Eukaryota; Fungi; Ascomycota; Pichiomycetes; Serinales; Debaryomycetaceae. The record is from RefSeq and is a predicted model, not a curated record.